Messenger RNA from Boleophthalmus pectinirostris (great blue-spotted mudskipper), 1825 nucleotides. It is a transcript of the gene ubiad1, whose product is annotated as UbiA prenyltransferase domain containing 1. Gene Ontology annotation, biological process: menaquinone biosynthetic process; vitamin K biosynthetic process. Lineage: Eukaryota; Metazoa; Chordata; Actinopteri; Gobiiformes; Gobiidae. Gene Ontology annotation, molecular function: prenyltransferase activity. Gene Ontology annotation, cellular component: Golgi membrane; endoplasmic reticulum. The record is from RefSeq and is a predicted model, not a curated record.
CGGUGCACUCAGGGCGGAGGAAAUGGCGGCUGUCAGGUGCAGCAGGCUCCACUGUGGCACAUUACUCAAGUACACCCCGAGUUGACAGGCGCGCCCUGCCACUGCUUUCGGCCACAGCGGCUCAGAGGACACUCAGUCAUGUUUAUAAUCGACAGAAGUUUACAUGAGAGUCGGAUGGUGCAGACAUAAAGGUACAAAAAAGGUGUUUGAGUGCCACUGGAAUAGGUUCCUGAGGAAUGGCCAAAGGAUACAAAGAAAGUCAAGCAGAAACAUUAGUUUUUGCUGGGUCCAAUGGUCACAAUGGGCAGCAGUAUGAGACUGACAUGAACAGUGUGUCACACAAACCAGCAGCGGGCGCUCAGAGGCGCUCCAGGAUGUCUCGUGUGGCGUCCGACCUCCAGUCUAAAUGUGCGGCGUACGUCUUGGCACUGAGACCAUGGAGCUUUAGUGCUUCUCUUACUCCUGUGGCCCUGGGAAGUGCGCUCGCUUACAAACUGGAGGGCUCAGUGGACUUGAUCAUUCUGAUGGUGUGCGCAGUAGCUGUGCUGGUGGUCCAUGGGGCAGGCAACCUUGUCAACACUUAUUAUGACUUCUCCAAAGGGAUUGACCAUAAGAAGAGUGAUGACAGGACUCUGGUGGACGAGAUCUUGGCACCUCAGGACGUGGUGAUGUUUGGGGCUCUGCUGUAUUCAGCAGGAUGCAUGUGUGCCACACUGCUGUACUUUCUAUCCACACUCAGACUGGAGCACCUGGCCCUCAUCUACUUUGGGGGACUCUCCAGUUCUUUUUUAUACACAGGAGGUAUUGGUUUGAAGUACGUGGCGCUUGGAGAUGUUGUCAUCCUCAUCACCUUUGGCCCUCUGGCUGUCAUGUUUGCCCACGCGGUGCAGGUGGGCUAUCUCUCCGUUCUUCCUCUGGUCUACGCUGUCCCUCUGCUCAACACAGAAGCCAUCCUGCACAGCAACAACACCAGAGACAUGGACUCGGACAAACAAGCGGGCAUCGUCACCCUCGCCAUCCUUAUUGGGCCCACGCUCUCUUACGUCCUUUAUAAUCUUCUUCUCUUCGUCCCCUAUGUGCUUUUCUGUAUCCUGGCCACGCGUUACACCAUCAGCAUGGCUCUCCCGCUGCUAACUCUGCCCAUGGCCUUCCCACUAGAGAAGCAGUUCCGCAGCCGAUGCUACACUACGAUCCCACAGAAGACUGCCAAGCUCAACCUCCUCAUGGGACUGUUUUAUGUUUUUGGCAUUAUCCUGGCUCCUCCUGGAAGUCUGCCAUUACUGUAAUCUUAUACGUUUCUUAUAUGGGCUAUUUUUGUGAAAAAAUGGAACUGCACAAUAUUCAGUAGGUACAAUAAAUAUCUUAACUUCCCAACCUGCCACUGUCAACUGCCAGUAGGGAUUAUCUGACAACACAACAAGAGGUGAUUUUGAAAUUUUGUGCAGUUCUACUUAAAUCGGGUUAGUAACUUUAUGUACUUUAUUUGUAGGUUCAUUGAGGGACUCUACUUGCUUUAAAUUAUUUUAUUUAUACUGACCUAAAAUUGGAAGCAUUUGUAGAUUAGUUUAUCUUGUGUCAAUUAAAGGCAUUUUCAGUGUUAAAGCCAAUUACGUAUUGGUGGUAUAUUUUUAGAGCCUGGAGUGGGGAUGUCUGUAAAACUAGACUGAAAACAUUGCCAUUCAUGCGGAUUUGUAUCGUCAAUAAACCCAUUCGCUCUGUAUGGUACAAACUCUCUAUUAGUUUAGUUUUAUCUUUUCUUUUGUCUUUUGUUCAGAGAGAGCCAAAUAGUAUUCCUUUGGAUUUUAAUAAAACAUUGGAGCUAACA